CCUCAACACCUACUAUUGAAAAUGUCCCACCUCACCUACUACAACUACGACAAAGUCGGCAAACGCAACCAACAAACCUUCAAGUACAGCCAAGCGGUGCGCAUCGGCGACCGCAUCGAAUGUUCCGGCCAAGGAGGCUGGGACCCCCAAACCGGCGCCUUCAACCGCGAGAUCAACGCGCAGAUCGACCAGGCGUUCCGCAAUGUGGAGCUGGCGUUGAAGACGGCCGGCGGGAAGGGCUGGGAGCAGGUCUACCGCGUGAACUCGUACCAUGUGCCGAUCAAUAAUGAGGCGCUGGAGGCUAUGGUGCGGAAUUUUCGGGUCUGGAUGCCCGAUCAUGAGCCUUUGUGGACUUGUGUUGGGGUUACACGGUUGGGGGAGGAUGAUAUGAGGGUUGAGAUUGAGGUUGUUGCUCAUCUUUCUAGUUGA
Aspergillus homomorphus CBS 101889 is the source of this 429-nucleotide messenger RNA. RefSeq names its product RidA family protein. Bases 22 to 429 code for a protein of 135 amino acids. Gene Ontology annotation, cellular component: cytosol. The record is from RefSeq and is a predicted model, not a curated record. The transcript is spliced from 2 exons. Gene Ontology annotation, molecular function: deaminase activity. NCBI's taxonomy places the organism in Eukaryota, Fungi, Ascomycota, Eurotiomycetes, Eurotiales, Aspergillaceae.